UCAUGUAGUGGUUAGACCCGGUCGGACUUGACAGGACCGUACAAUAUCAGGAUAACCUUCCAUUCUCUUUGGACACUGCUAACUCUUAUCAUACUUUGUUCCAAUUUCGAUUCAAUGGCUCUAUCUUCUUGUGCAAUUCAUACCAAAGGUUAUUCAGUACCACUACGCCUAAUUUCAUCCCCAACCGGAUCAAAUUCGUUCUUCCCUAGAAGAUUCAUAUGCCCAACAAAACGAGUCCCUAAUCAGAGGGUUCAAAGAUAUCGAGCAUGUUCUCUUCUAGAAGUUGCAGUUUCUGGCAUCAAUAUCCCCGUAUCAGCUUCAGUCGACUCUGCAGAGCUUAUAAGAAAUGCAUCAGAUGGCAUACCAGAGUAUAUGCAAAGGUUGGUUCUGAUGGAUAUAGACCAGGGUACGGCUAAGUUGGCGAUAGCUAUAUUGGGUCCUUUUCUGUCAGCAUUUUCGUUCCUGUUCAUUGCAAGAAUUGUCAUGUCGUGGUAUCCAAAGCUCCCGGUUGGGAAAUUUCCGUAUGUAGUCGCAUACGCCCCUACGGAGCCGAUUUUGACGGUGACACGGAAGGUGAUUCCGCCCCUCGGUGGAGUCGAUGUGACUCCAGUGGUUUGGUUUGGAUUGAUCAGUUUCCUUAACGAAAUACUAGUCGGCCCUCAAGGCUUGCUUGUCCUCCUGUCUCAACAGAUUUAGAUCAUGUAAAUUUUGUACCAGAAAGACAAGUAGAAAUUCCUAAAUUUUUAGAGAGAAAUAUAUUAUUUUAAUUGUUUUGAUUAAUGAAGUUGAAUGCGUUAUAAUUUCUUUCAAAAGUUCUGUAAAAAGUGUACUGAAAUGAUGAAUUUAUGAAA
Molecule: messenger RNA, 851 nt
Organism: Cynara cardunculus var. scolymus (artichoke)
Lineage: Eukaryota; Viridiplantae; Streptophyta; Magnoliopsida; Asterales; Asteraceae
Product: protein COFACTOR ASSEMBLY OF COMPLEX C SUBUNIT B CCB3, chloroplastic
Exons: 4
Coding region: 115-696 (193 amino acids)
Cellular component (GO): chloroplast thylakoid membrane
Source: RefSeq, a predicted model, not a curated record